AUGCUCACCAGAUCCCUCCAAUCAACCAAUCCCUCCUUCCUCCCCCCCAACAAGAACUCCCCCUCCAAGAAGCAGUGCCGCCACAAUUCCCCGCCCCUCUUCGACUGCGACUGCUUCCACUGCUACACCAGCUUCUGGUUCCGCUGGGACUCCUCCCCCAACCGCGAGCUCAUCCACCAAGCCAUCGAAGCCUUCGAGGACCACUUGAACUCCGGCGACUCUCUCAACAACUCCCCCAAGACCAAGCGCAGGGACAAAUUGGCCCGCCGCAACAAACCCCCAAUUUCCUCCCCGCCGGAAAAUCAAGAAAUUCCCAUCUCCUCCGCCGCGCCACCGCCACCGCCACCGCCGCCGCUCGAUGCUGAUGAAUUAGCCCCGGGAGUGAGUGGGGAGAAGGAGAUGGAGGACGACUGUGUGGCAGCGCCGCCGGCGAGGACGCAUAAAGGUUUGGCUAGGAAAGUGUUGCCGGACGUCAUGGGUAUAUUCAGUUCGCGUUUAUGGAGUCUUUGGAGUCCGAAUGUGUGA
This is a messenger RNA of Salvia splendens (bonfire salvia), 525 nucleotides long. RefSeq lists its product as uncharacterized. Lineage: Eukaryota; Viridiplantae; Streptophyta; Magnoliopsida; Lamiales; Lamiaceae. The coding region runs from base 1 to 525 and encodes 174 amino acids. The record is from RefSeq and is a predicted model, not a curated record. The transcript has a single exon.